Molecule: messenger RNA, 4273 nt
Organism: Lemur catta (Ring-tailed lemur)
Lineage: Eukaryota; Metazoa; Chordata; Mammalia; Primates; Lemuridae
Gene: ATP13A1
Product: ATPase 13A1
Exons: 24
Coding region: 290-4051 (1253 amino acids)
Biological process (GO): extraction of mislocalized protein from ER membrane; intracellular calcium ion homeostasis
Cellular component (GO): endoplasmic reticulum membrane
Molecular function (GO): ATP binding; ATP hydrolysis activity; P-type ion transporter activity
Source: RefSeq, a predicted model, not a curated record
CCUAGUUCGCCCUGCGUGUCUCGUCUUUUCCGGUCUCAGUCCGGCGUGGCAGCACGGACAGGCUACCCUAGGUCUUUCAGACCCUAUCUGUUAUGAGGGCGCCCUGCCUCUUCUUCCGGCCACAGCCUGUCAUGGCGGCGCUUUGAGUAGCCACUUCAGGAGCCAACCUGCACUGUUGCCCUGGCUCUUCCUAGGCCCGGCUCCCAUGGUAGCGCUCAGGGUUUACCGGAAGUAAAACAUCGGAAGUGAGGCGUGUCUCUGCCCGGAAGCGAGCUCGGCGCUGGGAAAGAUGGCGGCGGCAGCGGGCACUGUCGGCAACGCGGAGCCUUACGAGGCCCGGCCUUUCGGGCUACGGCACGGGAGGCAGCCCAAACCCGGGUCGCAACCGUGCGCGCCCCUUGCCGCAGGGCCGGCGCUUAUAGCGAGCGGCGACGAACUGGUCGCCGCAGUGUGGCCGUACCGGCGGCUGGCGCUGCUGCGGCGCCUCACGGUGCUGCCAUUCGCGGGGCUACUCUACCCAGCCUGGGUAGGUGCCGCGGCUGCCGGCUGCUGGGGCUGGGGCAGCAGCUGGGCGCAGAUCCCCGAGGCCGCGCUACUCGUGCUCGCCGCCAUCUGUCUCGCGCACGCGCUCACUGUCCUUUCGGGACAUUGGUCCGUGCACGCUUACUGCGCGCUCACCUGUACCCCGGAGUAUGACCCCAGCAAAGCGACCUUUGUGAAGGUGGUACCAACCCCCAACAAUGGCUCCACCGAACUCGUGGCCCUGUACCGUGACAAGGGCGAAGACGGGCUUGAGGUGCUGUCCUUUGAAUUCCAGAAGAUUAAGUAUUCCUACGAUGGCCUGGAGAAGAAGCAGUUCCUCCCUGUGGCCUUUCCGGUGGGAAAUGCCUUCUCAUACUAUCAGGGCAACAGAGGGUUCCAGGAAGACUCAGAGAUCCGAGCAGCUGAGAAGAAAUUUGGGAGCAACAAGGCCGAGAUGGUGGUGCCUGACUUCUCAGAGCUUUUCAAGGAGAGAGCCACAGCCCCGUUCUUCGUGUUUCAGGUGUUCUGUGUGGGACUCUGGUGCCUGGACGAGUACUGGUACUACAGCGUCUUCACGCUGUCCAUGCUGGUGGCGUUUGAAGCCUCCCUGGUGCAGCAGCAGAUGCGGAACAUGUCGGAGAUCCGGAAGAUGGGCAACAAGCCCCACAUGAUCCAGGUCUACCGAAGCCGCAAGUGGAGGCCCAUCGCCAGCGACGAGAUUGUUCCCGGGGACAUCGUCUCCAUUGGUGAGGCCCAGUUCCACUCCAUCCAGGUGGGAGCCCUGCCUCCGGGCCUCUGGCCAACCCUCCUGCCCUGCCCUGCAGGCCGCUCCCCGCAGGAGAACCUGGUGCCCUGCGACGUGCUGCUGCUAAGGGGCCGCUGCAUUGUGGAUGAGGCCAUGCUCACCGGGGAGUCGGUGCCGCAGAUGAAGGAGCCAAUCGAAGACCUCAGCCCAGACCGGGUGCUGGACCUCCAGACUGACUCCCGGCUCCACGUCAUCUUUGGGGGCACUAAAGUGGUACAGCACAUCCCCCCACAGAAAGCCACCGCAGGCCUGAAGCCGGUCGACAACGGGUGUGUGGCCUACGUCCUGCGGACUGGAUUCAACACGUCCCAGGGCAAGCUGCUGCGCACGAUCCUCUUUGGGGUCAAGCGGGUGACCGCAAACAACCUGGAGACCUUCAUCUUCAUCCUCUUCCUCCUGGUGUUUGCCAUCGCUGCUGCCGCCUACGUGUGGAUUGAAGGCACCAGGGACCCCAGCCGGAACCGCUACAAGCUGUUUCUGGAGUGCACCCUCAUCCUCACCUCGGUCGUGCCCCCUGAGCUGCCCAUCGAGCUGUCCCUGGCCGUCAACACCUCCCUCAUCGCCCUGGCCAAGCUCUACAUGUACUGUACGGAGCCCUUCCGCAUCCCCUUUGCUGGGAAGGUCGAGGUGUGCUGCUUUGACAAGACGGGAACCUUGACCAGUGACAGCUUGGUGGUACGCGGCGUGGCUGGGCUGAGAGAUGGGAAGGAGAUGACCCCCGUGUCCAGCAUCCCAGUAGAAACACACCGGGCCCUUGCCACAUGCCACUCCCUCAUGCAGCUUGAUGACGGCACCCUCGUGGGUGACCCCCUCGAGAAGGCCAUGCUGACCGCUGUGGACUGGACACUGACCAAAGAUGAGAAAGUAUUCCCCAGAAGUAUUAAAACUCAGGGGCUGAAAAUUCACCAGCGCUUUCAUUUUGCCAGUGCCCUGAAGCGGAUGUCUGUGCUUGCCUCGUACGAGAAGCUGGGCUCCACUGACCUCUGCUACAUCGCAGCCGUGAAGGGGGCCCCCGAAACCCUGCACUCCAUGUUCGCCCAGUGCCCGCCCGACUACCACCACAUCCACACUGAGAUCUCCCGGGAAGGAGCCCGCGUCCUGGCACUGGGGUACAAGGAGCUGGGGCACCUCACCCACCAGCAGGCCCGGGAGGUCAAGCGCGAGGCCCUGGAGUGCGGCCUCAAGUUCGUCGGCUUCAUCGUGGUCUCCUGUCCGCUCAAGGCCGACUCCAAAGCCGUGAUCAGGGAGAUCCAGAACGCGUCCCACCGGGUGGUCAUGAUCACAGGAGACAACCCGCUCACUGCCUGCCACGUGGCCCAGGAGCUACACUUCAUUGACAAGGCCCACACGCUGAUCCUGCAGCCUCCCUUGGAGAAAGGCCGACCGUGCGAGUGGCGCUCCAUCGACGGCAGUAUUGUCCUGCCCCUGGCCCAGGGGUCCCCGAAGGCGCUGGCCCUGGAGCACGCGCUGUGCCUCACAGGCGAUGGCCUGGCCCACCUGCAGGCAGCCGACCCCCAGCAGCUGCUCCGCCUCAUCCCCCACGUGCAGGUGUUCGCCCGAGUGGCCCCCACGCAGAAGGAGUUCGUCAUCACCAGCCUGAAGGAGCUGGGCUACGUGACCCUCAUGUGCGGGGACGGCACCAACGACGUGGGCGCCCUGAAGCACGCUGACGUGGGUGUGGCGCUCCUGGCCAAUGCCCCUGAGCGGGUUGUUGAGCGGCGACGGCGGCCCCGGGACAGCCCCACCCCGAACAACAGUGGCAUCAGGGCCACCUCCAGGACAGCCAAGAAGUUGGGGCUCCCACCCCCUGAGGAGCAGCCAGCCUCACAGAAGGUGAGUCUCGAGAGGGCAGCCAUCUGUGCCCCCCUCUUGGCCAGGGCUCACCGCCUCCCACCCCCACAGGACCGUCUGAGCCAGGUGCUUCGUGAUCUUGAGGACGAGAGCACGCCCAUCGUGAAGCUGGGGGACGCCAGCAUUGCCGCGCCCUUUACCUCCAAGCUCUCGUCCAUCCAGUGCAUCUGCCACGUGAUCAAGCAAGGCCGCUGCACACUGGUGACCACACUGCAGAUGUUCAAGAUCCUAGCGCUCAACGCCCUCAUCCUGGCCUACAGCCAGAGCGUCCUCUACCUGGAGGGAGUCAAGUUCAGCGACUUCCAGGCUACCUUGCAGGGGCUGCUGCUGGCCGGCUGCUUCCUCUUCAUCUCCCGUUCCAAGCCCCUCAAGACCCUCUCCCGAGAGCGUCCCCUACCCAACAUCUUCAACCUGUACACAAUCCUCACCGUGAUGUUCCAGUUCUUCGUGCACUUCCUGAGCCUUGUCUACCUGUACAGGGAGGCCCAGGCCCGGAGCUCUGAGAAGCAAGAGCAGUUUGUGGACCUGUACAAGGAGUUUGAGCCAAGCCUGGUCAACAGCACCGUGUAUAUCAUGGCCAUGGCCAUGCAGAUGGCCACCUUUGCCAUCAACUACAAGGGCCCGCCCUUCAUGGAGAGCCUUCCCGAGAACAAGCCCCUGGUGUGGAGCCUUGUGGUGUCACUCCUGGCUAUCGUCGGCCUUCUCCUCGGCUCCUCGCCUGACUUCAACAGCCAGUUUGGCCUCGUGGACAUCCCUGUAGAGUUCAAGCUGGUCAUAGCUCAGGUCCUGCUCCUGGACUUCUGCCUGGCGCUCUUGGCCGACCGUGCCCUACAGUUCUUCCUGGGGACCCCGAAGCUGAAAGUGCCUUCCUGAGACGGCAGUGCUGGCAUCCACUGCUCACCCUGGCUGCUGCCGGGCAGGAACCUGCCAGGGCCCCGGGAGGGAACGCUGCCCGCCCCCCCCACUACGGCAAGGCCAUGCAGCCUUGCCCUUGGAAGACUGAGCUGGGACCCCCACAGCCCUCCAUUGGCCUGGCUGGUAGAACCAGCCCUGGGCCAGCACCUUUGGUAAAUAAAGAAGCAUCUGAGAUUUUAA